Molecule: messenger RNA, 958 nt
Organism: Polistes dominula (European paper wasp)
Lineage: Eukaryota; Metazoa; Arthropoda; Insecta; Hymenoptera; Vespidae
Gene: RpL7A
Product: ribosomal protein L7A
Biological process (GO): ribosome biogenesis
Cellular component (GO): ribonucleoprotein complex
Molecular function (GO): RNA binding
Source: RefSeq, a predicted model, not a curated record
ACUGUAAUUCCUUUUACAUUUUCAAUGGUAGAAAGUGGCAUGUUCCUUGAGAACUCGUGUUUUAUAUUCUGAGUUAAUAGAAGAAAUCCGAUUAAUUCUUAAUUUAAAAAAUGGUUCAAAAGAAGCCAAAGAAGAAGGUAGGGAAGAAAGUAGCUGCUGCACCUUUAGCAGUGAAAAAAGUUGAAACGAAGAAAGUAACUAACCCUCUUUUCGAGAAACGUUCUCGAAAUUUUGGUAUUGGCCAGGAUAUCCAACCUGCUCGUGAUCUCAGCCGCUUUGUCAAAUGGCCCAAAUAUAUUCGCAUCCAGAGACAGCGAGCUGUUCUUCAAAAAAGAUUGAAAGUACCACCUCCGAUCAAUCAAUUCAGCCAAACUUUGGAUAAACAAACAGCAACGCAGUUGUUCAAGAUAUUAGAAAGGUAUCGUCCAGAAUCUGCAGCAAUGAAGAAAAUGCGACUAAAAGCUAGGGCAGAACAGAAAGUUGCCAAGAAAGAAGAUACGCCCACUAAAAGACCUAAUGUCCUACGUAGUGGAACUAAUACUGUAACUACCCUUGUGGAACAGAAGAAAGCUCAAUUAGUUGUUAUUGCACAUGAUGUAGAUCCAAUUGAGAUUGUAUUAUUCCUACCUGCUCUAUGUCGUAAAAUGGGUGUUCCAUAUUGUAUCGUAAAAGGCAAGGCAAGAUUGGGACGUUUAGUUAGGCGUAAGACCUGCACAGUUGUAGCUAUUACACAGGUUGAUUCUGGUGAUAGAGCCAACUUCUCUAAAAUAGUAGAAGCUAUUAAAACUAACUUCAAUGAUCGCCAAGAUGAGAUCAGGCGUCAUUGGGGAGGUGGUUUAUUAGGUAGCAAAUCUGCUGCCCGAAUAGCAAAAUUGGAAAAAGCUAAAGCUAAAGAACUUGCUCAGAAGCAGGGUUAAUCUAUUUUUACUGUACAUUCUGUAUGAUAAUCGUAUACAGA